Molecule: messenger RNA, 5433 nt
Organism: Corythoichthys intestinalis (scribbled pipefish)
Lineage: Eukaryota; Metazoa; Chordata; Actinopteri; Syngnathiformes; Syngnathidae
Exons: 2
Coding region: 1484-3175 (563 amino acids)
Molecular function (GO): zinc ion binding; nucleic acid binding
Source: RefSeq, a predicted model, not a curated record
UUCACUGUCGCAAGUUGACAGGGGCACUAUUAAGCAUUACAUCGGCUUAUUAUCUGAUGAACACUACUAGAGUACAGACAACUUUUCAGUACCUCUGAUCAAGAUCAACAAGGAAACAUCUCAAGUGCAUAGUGCAUCGAAGAACUGAAGCUGCACUAAUUUCCUCUGGAGUAAAGCGGCCAAUGAGCCCGUAAAAGAGAAACAGGUUGGUUCGUGAUUUCGACUCGAGAGGGAAUUACAGUGAGAACUCAUCGCCAACGUGACGCGAGUGAGAACUCAGCGCCAGUGCGACGAGAGGAGCUCAUCGCCAACGCGACGCGAGUGAGAACCCGACGCCAGAGCGACGCAAGGGAGAACGUGAACAAGCCAGCGCGUGCCCAACCGCGGUCAUCGAAGUCGUCGGUGUUCAACUUUCUGGUGGAGCCGCUUGUCAAAGGACGUCGUCAAAGGACAACGUCAAAGGGCAGCGUCAAAGGAAACAAAGAGUGUUUCAUCCUGCCGGUAAUCAAAGAGAGUUGUUAAGUGCUCCCAACGACAAGCACAUUUAAGCCAAGUUAAAUGUGAAGAUUGGAAGUAGCCAUAACAACUUUUUGAGUUUCAGCAUUCAGUUGGAUUGUGCACAGUUUAAGUUAAGGAUAUUAAUAUUUCAUUUCAUUAAGGAAGUUGAAAUAUAAUAAGGUUAAAUGUGACACCGGGUUGUGUGUCAUUAAUUCUGAGAACUGUUUAGUUAUAAAUUGCCUAUUUUCAGGGAUUCUAAGUUUAAGAAGUUUCUCUCAUUUUAGUGUCUUUGAACACAUAAGAUGAAAGGUUGAAUUGUUUCAAAGCAAUUUAUCCAACAAGUCACUUUAAUUUGCAACCAAAUCAAGCUAAUUAAUCGUAUUUACAAUUGCUGUGAUUUCUUAAUUCUGAAGUUUCAUUUGAAUUAAUAUAUUAAAACUCGAAAUUUUAUUUAAAUUAUAUCCUAAAAAUGGAUGACAAAGACAUUGCAACUGAAAUCCAAGACCCAGAUGGUACUCCUAGAAAUGAAGAAGAGUCUGUACACGAUGAACUCUUAGAAGCAAGCCCUGCAAAGGAAGAUGAAGUUGAUACAGAAACCAGUGAAGCUGAAGGUCUGGAACUCCAUAAGGAAAAAAUAAGGAAACUUCAGCGUUAUUUUGACAAAUCCUAUGAGAGAUGGAAAGUUCUUGCUAAACAGGCCAAAAAGGUACUCUCUUCACCUCACUCAAGCAAUGUUCUACAAGAGCUCAAGAAUAAAAUCUACACGGCUGAUUUGGAAGUAAAAGAACGCUAUGAGGAUGUUCGUCAACACAGUGUCCCGAACGGAGACACCCGCCGUCGGGUGGACACCUGCGAGGCUGUGUCAAGGCAGAUUGCAGAACGGGUGCAUGUGUUACUGCACGGAAACAGAGAUCAGUGUUUACCUACAGUACAAGCACGAUGGAGUAAUGCUGGCUCAGUGUUCUCAUCAUAAGACCGAGUGUCCAUGUUGAGCAGAUCAGUCUCCAGAUCUGUUUCAAGACGAUCAAGCCAGUCUUCCACAAGGAAACAAGAAGCAGAAGCAGAGUUAGCUGCAACUAAAGCCACCUUGGAAGUUCUAGAAGAAAUGGAACAAGAAGAAAGGGAGCUUGAAAGGCUUGAGGCAGAGAACAGGAGGAAGUUAGUACAACAAGAAGCAGAAAAUGCGGAAAGAAAUAAGUUGUUAGAAGAGAAGCACAGACAGUUAAAACGCUUGGAAGCAACUAAAAGAAUGAAUGCUGCAAAGGCAAGACUGCAGGUUUAUGAACAAGACGCGGUCAUAGAUGAAGAGAUAUUGGAUCUUCUCCAUAGCCAUAAAUCAUCAGAGCCUUCACCUAAACCGAACGUCCUUCCAAGGCACAACACUUAUUCACAGCCUGCUAGAGAAUUCCCAUCUACAAGCCAUGAAGUGGCUCGUCCUACUUUUCAAGAAAAUAGCACAAUUAUGCUUGCCGAAGCGAUAGCAGAGUCCAUAAACGCAAGCCGUCUUCCUGUGCCAGAGCCACCUGUCUUUAGCGGAGACCCAAUAAGAUACAAGGACUGGAAAAUAUCAUUCCAAACCCUCAUAGGCCGGAAGAACAUUCCUGUAAAUGAAAAGAUUUACUUCCUCCGCAAGUAUGUUGCAGGACCUGCAAGGAAAGCAAUUGAGAGUUAUUUCCUGGUGGGCACAGAGAAAGCCUAUGAUUCAGGGUGGCAAAUAUUGGAAGAACGAUACGGCAAUUCCUUUGUGGUCGCUAAAACUUUCCGCGACAAGCUAAAUUCGUGGACAAGGAUAGGACCCAAAGACAGUGUUGAAUUGAGGGAAUUUGCAGACUUCUUUCGAGGGUGUGAAGCAGCAAUGAGCAAUAUUAUGAGUCUUGAAAUUCUAAACGACUGCAGUGAAAAUCAAAGAAUGCUCAGUAAGCUACCUGACUGGCUCACUGCCAGGUGGAAUAGAAAGGUCAUAGAAUAUGAAGAAGAAACACAAACCUUUCCAAAUUUCAGCAGUUUUGCUGAGUUUGUGUCUAGAGAAGCCAAAAUUGCUUGCAAUCCGAUGACUUCACUUUAUGCUCUGAAGAGUGAUUCUGAAAGAACAAAGCCAUCUAAGGUCCAAAAUGUUGGUGCAAGGGUGCUAGCAAGUGCAUCAGAAGAGAAACCAUACAUUGAAGGACAAAAGGGCGAUGUUAAGAGAUGCAUGGUUUGUGAGAAGACAAACCAUGGCAUUCAGACAUGUAGGAAGUUAAUGGAGAAACCUGUCAAAGAGCGAGUUACGUUUGUGCAAACAAAUAAAUUGUGUUUUGCAUGUUUAAGGCCAGGACACAACUCAAAGAACUGCGAAAGUAGAAGUGUUUGCAACGUGUGCAAGGACAAACAUCCCACGUGCUUGCACGAAGACCGCACCAAGACGGACGAAAGGGUCCAAGUUGAUGGACAAAAGGAGAGUGGAAAAACCUCUAUAGAAAAGGAAAGGUCAAAGGAGCCAGAAAAUAGUGAAACAGAGUCUACAACUAAUGUGAUAACAAGCACAGCUAUGUCAAAUCAAGUGAUGGGCAAUAGGGAUAGCAGAUAUGCAUCCACAAUCGUGCCAGUCUGGCUGUCAACAACACGUAACCCAGAAACUGAAGUUCUAGUUUACGCUCUUCUAGACAGUCAGAGCGAUAGCAUGUUCAUCCUACAAUAAAGGGCAGAAACUCUUGAUGCACAGAUGGAGCCUGUGCAAUUAAAGCUUUCAACCCUUGCAUCCAAGCAAACUGUAUUCCCAAGUCACAAGUUAGUUGGGUUGCAGGUCAGAGGCUUUUAUUCCUCAAAGAAAAUUCUUCUUCCCGUGACGUAUUCACGAGGAUUUAUUCCGGCUAGUCUAGGCCAUAUUCCCACAGCUAAAACAGCAAGAGAAUGGCCUCACCUAGAGCACCUUGCUGAAGAAAUCGCUCCUCUAAUAGAAUGCGACGUUGGUUUACUCAUAGGAUACAACUGUUCUCAAGCCCUGGUACCGAGAGAAAUUGUAUCAGGCAAGGAUGAUGAGCCGUUCGCAAUAAAGACCGACCUUGGCUGGAGCAUAGUUGGCUGUGUCAACCCUUGUGUUGAUUAUGGCGACAGAAGCGACACCAUUGGAAGCAGCCACAGAAGUGUUGUAAGACAGGUCACACCAAGUUUACAGUCACCUGGUGACCUAACGAAUCAAGUACAAUACAUAUGUAGAACUCAAGUCAAGGAAGUCAUUGUUCCUGCAGAUGUGCAGAAGGUACUUGAAUCAGAUUUCAGCAAAAGGAAUGUGGAAGAUGAUAAUUUCUCUCAAGAUGACUUUUGUUUCAAUUCUAUCAUGGAGAAGGGCAUGAAGACAAAAGCUAAUGGGCAGAGUGAAAUGCCACAGGCAUUCAAGGAACCGAAGCCGUGUCUGCCUAAUAACUUGAAUCACGCAGAUCAUCGACUCCAGUGUCUGAAAAGACGAUUUGAGAAAGACAAACAGGGAAUCCUCAGGGUGGGAGGUCGGCUGAGGCAUGAUGUUCUACCUGCACAUGGGUGUGUCGGGGAGUUGCGAUUGCUGACCAGUGACUUGACAUUGGAGAAACAAGGGAAACACACUGGAAAUCAGUCUACUUGGAGAGAGCCAUCCAUAAGAUGGUCACUUUGAUUGAAGCGGGGUAAUGCAAUCACAUUUUCUUGCAAUGGUUCUGAUAAUCCAGUGUUGCAUAGGUUAGAGUGAAAUCACAAGUGAUUUGGUGGGAGUGUAGCUGCCAUUCAGGCAGAAUAAAGAAAUAAAUAAUUUACUCUUUGAUCUGGCCGUGUAAUGUGAAGCAUUUAGUUUCUUUGAUAUGGGGUGGGAACUAAAGUUCACUGUCGCAAGUUGACGGGCACUAUUAAGCGUUACAUCGGCUUAUUAUCUGAUGAACACUACUAGAGUACAGACAGCUUUUCAGUACCUCUGAUUAAGAUCAACAAGGAAACAUCUCAAGUGCAUAGUGCAUCGAAGAAUUGAAGCUGAACUAAUUUCCUCUGGAGUAAAGCGGCCAAUGAGGUAAUUUAGUUUGUGUUAUUUGUUAGUUUGCGUUAAUUGACGUAGUUUCUGUUAGUGUAGUUAUGUAUUCAUGUUGUUUAAUAUUUCUGUGUAAAUAUAAUUUGACUUCAUGUAUAUAUUUAUCUGUGCUGUAUGAAAAUGAUCUGACUUUAUGUAUAUUUUCAUCUGUAUUGUUCAGUUCUCACGGCAUUGUCACGGCAUUGUCAAGGCAUUGUCACCGCAUUGUCAAGGCAAAUCAAGGCAUUGUCAAGGCAAAUCAAGUUCUGUGAUUAAAGCCCGUAAAAGAGAAACAGCUUGGUUCGUGAUUUCGACUCGAGGGGGAAUUACAAAACGACUUGUUCCCCUUGAUAUUGUUAUUGAGAUGAUGAUUGUAAUUAUGAUGAUCUUUAAUAUUAAUUACUCCAACUACUGUGGCUGCAACACAUGCUAUCUGCUGCUACCCUGUUGCCAAUCAGUGUUGCAAGUUUUUUGUUCGUUUGUUUACAGGUGGAAAACGUUGUUAGGCAAGGGAAGAUGAGUUGAUGUGCCUCACACCAACACUGACUGUACGUUGAUGAACAUAUAUCGAGACUAUGUCGUUCCGCCCGGGGGCGCCCGAGAGGCUGGGGCUGGAGGCGGUGGUUCGCCUCCAGGCGGACCUUCAGUUCGAUCCCGAGAUCCAACUACGAGCUUUUUAACUGCAGCAACUUUAAAAUACGCCAUUGCAGCUAGAAUUACCGAGGAAAGCGAGAGAAAGCCCGUCUGGAGGCCAUAAUGUCAGGUGAAUAUUUGGCGAGGCUCCGAAGCUUUGCUGUCUGAUAUCACAUUAUCGUAUGCUAUUUUUCCAGUGAUUUUAUAAAUUGUGAUUUAUUGACCUGUUUUGCACAUGCGCCAAUUGUUUUAAAUAAAACAAGAAAUGGAAUCAUGUUGUCCAAAUGUUUUAU